Molecule: messenger RNA, 1425 nt
Organism: Trichoderma reesei QM6a
Lineage: Eukaryota; Fungi; Ascomycota; Sordariomycetes; Hypocreales; Hypocreaceae
Exons: 4
Biological process (GO): lactate catabolic process
Cellular component (GO): mitochondrion
Molecular function (GO): D-lactate dehydrogenase (NAD+) activity; FAD binding; D-lactate dehydrogenase (cytochrome) activity
Source: RefSeq, a predicted model, not a curated record
GCCAUCUCAGACAUCGUAUGGGAGCUCGGCAACCAAAAAGACAUCAUCUCCACGGAUCCAGAGGACCUGCUUGCCCACGGCUACUCUAGCUGGUCGAGUGUAAACCCCGACGAGCUCCCAGUAGCCGUGGCAUAUCCUCAAAACACCGAGCAGGUUGCCACCAUCGUGCGAGUCUGUCACCGCCACCGCGUCCCAGUCAUCCCUUACUCUGGAGGCACCAGUCUCGAGGGCAACUUCUCUGCCCCUUAUGGCGGCAUCAGCAUCGAUUUUGCCUUCAUGAACAACAUCAUUCAGGUCAACAAGGCCGACAUGGAUGUCGUCGUGCAGCCCAGUGUUGGGUGGCAAGAUCUGAACGCUGAGCUCGCAAAGUUGGGCACCGGUCUUUUCUUCCCAGUCGACCCCGGCCCAACUGCCAAGAUUGGCGGCAUGAUUGGCACCAACUGCUCAGGGACCAAUGCGGUUCGAUACGGCACCAUGAAGGACUGGGUCAUCAAUUUGACCGUUGUCCUUUCCGAUGGCCAGAUCAUCAAGACGCGCAGACGGCCUCGCAAGUCGUCUGCGGGAUACAAUCUCAACAGCCUCUUUGUGGGUUCCGAAGGCACCCUGGGCAUUGUAACUGAGGCAACACUCAAGCUCGCCGUUGUUCCGCAAGAGACAUCUGUGGCCGUUGUCAAUUUUCCCAGCAUUCGCCACGCCGCAUCAGCAGCCGCCAGCGUCAUGCAAGCUGCCAUUCCGGUGCAGUGUCUCGAGAUCAUGGACGAGGUCCAGAUGCGAGUCGUCAACCUCAGCGGCUUCACGGCGCCCCGAGUCUGGGUUGAGAAGCCCACGCUCUUCUUCAAAUUCGCAGGCACCAAAGCCGGAGUCCAAGAGCAAGUCGAGAUGGUGCAGAAGAUUACAGCAGCCAACAAGGGGGGCAACUUUGAAUUCGCCAAAGAUGAGAAGGAGCAAAAGCUGCUUUGGUCUGCCAGAAAGGAGUCUCUGUGGUCGAUGCUGGCGCUGAGAAAGGAGGGCGACGAUGUUUGGAGCACGGACGUGGCCGUGCCUUUUAGUCGACUGGCGGACAUUAUCGAGGUCAGCAAGAAGGAGAUGGACGAACUGGGAUUGUUUGCCAGCAUUCUGGGCCACAUUGGCGACGGCAACUUCCACGAGAGCAUCAUGUACAACAAGCAGGACGAGAGCGAGCGUGCCAAGGUCGAGGCCUGCGUCAAGAACAUGGUUCGUCUGGCCAUUGAGAUGGAGGGCACCUGCACGGGAGAGCACGGCGUUGGAUGGGGGAAGAAGGAGAGCUUGCUGUGGGAGGUUGGCUCCGAGACGGUGGGAGUCAUGGCCGCCAUCAAGAGGUCGCUUGACCCGCGUUGGAUCUUGAAUCCGGGCAAGAUCAUGGACGUGCCGUGGGAGAAGCAGAAGGGCCAUGUCGAUGCAUAA